AUGACCCAAGUCAACGGAGACCACAAGCCUCACCAGGGCUCUAAGGGCACCUUCCUCUUCACCUCUGAAUCCGUCGGUCGUGGCCACCCAGACAAGAUUGCCGACCAGGUCUCCGAUGCUGUUCUCGAUGCCUGCUUGGCCGAGGAUCCAGCCUCCAAGGUUGCCUGCGAGACUGCUACAAAGACUGGUAUGAUCAUGAUCUUUGGUGAGAUUACCACCAAGACCCGUGUAGACUACCAGAAGGUCAUCCGUGAGGCGAUCAAGGACAUUGGAUAUGACAGCUCAGAGAAGGGAUUCGACUACAAGACUUGCAACGUCCUCGUCGCCAUUGAGGAGCAGAGCCCAGAUAUUGCACAAGGUCUCCACUAUGAGGAGCGCCUCGAGAACCUCGGUGCUGGUGACCAGGGUAUCAUGUUCGGCUAUGCCACCGAUGAGACACCUGAGAUGCUGCCAUUGACCAUUCUCCUCGCACACAAGCUCAACGCGGCCCUUGACGCUGCCGCCAAGGAUGGCUCCCUUGCAUGGCUCCGACCAGACACCAAGACUCAAGUCACCGUCGAGUACGAGCACGACAACGGUGCUGUCGUGCCAAAGAGAGUAGACACUGUCGUCGUCUCAGCCCAGCACAGCCCAGACAUCACCACUGAGCAGCUGCGAAAGGAGAUCCUCGAGAAGAUCAUCAAGAAGGUCAUCCCAGCCAACCUGCUCGACGACAAGACCGUCUACCACGGAGAUGCAGGUCUCACUGGACGUAAGAUUAUUGUCGACACCUACGGUGGUUGGGGUGCACACGGUGGCGGUGCUUUCUCCGGAAAGGACUACAGCAAGGUCGACCGCUCUGCCGCAUACCUCGCACGAUGGGUCGCCAAAUCUCUCGUCCACUCCAAGCUUGCCCGCCGAGCGCUCGUGCAGUUCUCCUAUGCCAUCGGUGUUGCCGAGCCACUCUCGAUCUUCGUUGACACAUACGGCACAUCCGACAAGAGCUCCGAGGAACUCGUGGAGAUUAUUCGCAACAACUUCAACAUGAGACCAGGCGUCAUCGUCAAGGAGCUCGACCUUGCCAAGCCAGUCUACCGCAAGACCGCCAUGAACGGCCACUUCACCAAUCAGGACUUCACCUGGGAGAAGCCAAAGACGCUCAAGUACUAGGUACCCCUUGAGCCGUCAGUCCUUUUCAACAACAUAAUUAAUCAGCCCUGCCUCACGGCACGGGCCAGCAUUAGCCAGGUCAGAGCUCCACCUCUGGUCUGAUGACAAUCGGCGUUUACACGGCAUUCCGGGGAGGAUGAAUGAAUGGAUGGGGAGAUGUUACACUAGAGUCUCGAAAAGUUUCGGGGAGCGCAAUGAUACCCAGUAAAGGCCCUGCUCGCGGCAUGGAAAAACGAGUUUUGUAUUCAACAUAGACCACGGGCAGGCAGACUGCUAUCGACGUCUGGUCGCAUUUGGUUGUGGAAUCUGGCAUUUAGCGUCGGCGUUCGGAGAUGUGCUCAACCAACAUCUUUCGGGCGUGAUGACGGAAAGCAUCAAGUUCGCGCUCGAUAGGAAUGAUAUGGGGAUUUGAUGUUUAUGACUG
Messenger RNA from Pseudocercospora fijiensis CIRAD86, 1573 nucleotides. RefSeq lists its product as uncharacterized. The record is from RefSeq and is a predicted model, not a curated record. The transcript is spliced from 3 exons. Gene Ontology annotation, biological process: S-adenosylmethionine biosynthetic process. The coding region runs from base 1 to 1149 and encodes 382 amino acids. Gene Ontology annotation, cellular component: cytosol. NCBI's taxonomy places the organism in Eukaryota, Fungi, Ascomycota, Dothideomycetes, Mycosphaerellales, Mycosphaerellaceae. Gene Ontology annotation, molecular function: methionine adenosyltransferase activity; ATP binding.